Adelges cooleyi (spruce gall adelgid) is the source of this 597-nucleotide messenger RNA. RefSeq lists its product as uncharacterized. NCBI's taxonomy places the organism in Eukaryota, Metazoa, Arthropoda, Insecta, Hemiptera, Adelgidae. The coding region runs from base 1 to 597 and encodes 198 amino acids. The record is from RefSeq and is a predicted model, not a curated record. The transcript has 7 exons.
AUGGGGUCGAUUUCUUGUCCGUCGUUCCGGGUGGAAAUUUGGAAUUCAAAAAGACUUAUUUCUCACCCGCCAGCAAAAAUUAUGCGUGCUGCGUUUAGGCGUGGAAGUUAUUCGAAUGCCAAAAAAGUUGAGUUAUGUGAAUACUGUGAACAGCCUGUCGUCGUCAUAGAGCAAGGAACGUCAAUUCCUGAAAAAGAUCAUAGUUCGAUAAGCUUAGUGCGAAGAGUGCUCAAACAUUUCAAGGACCAUAUUAACCAUGUUCCUAACCAUGAUGGUCAUCUGAUUCAUUAUGAACAUAAAUGGGUAGAUUGGCAUAAUAGCAGAGAAGUUUAUGAACCUAUUACCCUUUAUUCUCAUGGUAAACCGUGUGGUCAUCACUCUGGUCAGCACUUUUCAUGGGAUAAAGAUAAUGAAGUUUGGAAAGUUACUCAGGAUUGUGCUGCGAAAAAGGAUGUCGUUUCUUUUAUAAAUUACACAGCAAAGAAGAAGAUGCAGAGUGAAAACGAAGAGAUAAAAAUGAGUGAAAACAAAUGGAUAAAAGUGAGUGAAAACGAAGAGAUAAAAAUGAAUGAAAACAAAGAGAAUAACACUCAAUAA